Molecule: messenger RNA, 2159 nt
Organism: Prunus dulcis (almond)
Lineage: Eukaryota; Viridiplantae; Streptophyta; Magnoliopsida; Rosales; Rosaceae
Product: U-box domain-containing protein 30-like
Exons: 2
Coding region: 223-1572 (449 amino acids)
Biological process (GO): protein ubiquitination
Molecular function (GO): ubiquitin protein ligase activity
Source: RefSeq, a predicted model, not a curated record
GAGCUUUCAGUAAAACUUCCCCAAAAGAAGAGCUAUGGCUUUUCUCUGCUCCUCUCUCUCUCGGUCUCUCUGUCCACCUUUGCCUUUGGCGAUGUAAUGUGCUCUGAAGGGAGCUUGCCAUUGCAGUCGUUUUGAGGGUUUUUUUGGUUCUCUCUCUGGUUUUUUUGGGUUUUUAAUAUUUUUGAGGGUUUGGGUUUCUUUUCUCUCAAAAGGGGUUUCAAGAUGCCUAUGUUUCAGCCCUCAAAGAGGGAUGGGGUUGUUGGGUUUGAUGGUGGUGGAGAUGGGCAUGUCAUAGAUCUGGACACAGCUGUGAAGGAUGGGGUUUUGGGUGGUGUUGGUGGUGGGGUUGUUACUAUUGGUGUUGGUGAGAAAUUGGAUCUGAGGAAGAUGAUUGAAGAGCUUGACUUGUCUGAGGUCCCUUCAGUGUUCAUCUGCCCAAUCUCCCUGGAGCCAAUGCAAGACCCAGUGACCCUUUGCACUGGCCAAACCUAUGAGAGCUCCAACAUUCUCAAAUGGUUCAAUUUGGGGCACCUCACCUGCCCCACCACAAUGCAGGAGCUCUGGGACGAUUCGAUAACCCCGAAUAGGACCCUUUACCAUCUAAUCUACACUUGGUUUUCUCAGAAGUAUCUGCUCAUGAAGAAGAGGUCUGAAGAUGUUCAAGGAAGGGCUUCUGAGCUUGUCGAGACACUAAAGAAGGUGAAGGGUCAAGCUAGGGUGCAAGCCCUCAAGGAGCUUCAUCAAGUUGUGGCAGCUCACGCCACUGCCAGGAAGACACUGAUUGAUAAAGGUGGGGCUACUGUAGUUUCAUCCCUGCUAGGUCCAUUUACUUCACAUGUUGUUGGUUCCGAAGUCAUUGCCAUUCUUGUCAAUUUGACCCUUGAUUCAGAAUCGAGAACGAGUUUGAUGCAACCAGCAAAAAUUUCGUUAAUGGUGGACAUUCUGAAUGAGGGGUCCAUUGAGACAAAAAUCAAUUGUACCCGGUUGAUCAAAAUGCUGAUGGAGGAGAAGGAUUUUCGAUCAGAAAUAAUUUCGAGCCAUAGCCUCUUGGUAGGACUAAUGAGGCUGGUGAAAGAUAAGAGGCAUACAGUUGGAACCUUGCCUGGACUUAGCCUCCUCAGAACAAUAUGCUUGCAUAAGGAAGUAAGGGGUUUUAUGGUGAGCAUUGGGGCUGUGCCUCAGUUAGUUGAUUGUUUGCCUUCUCUCGACCAUGAAUGCUUAGAACUAGCUCUUUUCAUCUUGGAUGCACUGUCCUCUGUACCGGAGGGAAUAUCAGCUUUGAAGGAUUGUUUGAACACUAUUCCGAAUAUGGUGAGGCUUCUUAUGAGAAUUUCAGAAAGUUGUACUCAAUAUGCACUGUCAAUUUUAUGGUCUGUAUGUAAACAUGCCCCUGAAGAAUGCUCAUCAAUUGCUCUGGAUGCUGGUCUAGCGGCAAAGCUCCUCCUUGUGAUACAGAGUGCUUGCGGUCCUGUCCUGAAGCAGCAGUCUGCAGAGCUCUUGAAGCUUUGUAGUCUAAACUAUACAGAUACAAUAUUCAUUUCCAAGUGCAAACUCACAAGGACAAUCCAAUGACAGGGAAAUUUUACGUGGAUAUGUAUAUGACCCCUUUGAUUCUGAUAUGUGGCCCUGAACAGAAUGCCAAAUCCUGGGCGUGUGGUACGAAUCAGCUCACCUGUAUAUACUUGAAAAGUAUGUUUGUUCCAACAAUUGAUUCAACAUUCAUGAAGAAGUCCUCACAAUGUGGACAUCAGACACCAUGCUGGUUCUAAUGCAAUCAUGCAAUUUGCUCAACUGGCGUCAAUGGUUGUCGAAUAAACCCCAGAAGAAAGAAGAAAGUGUAGUUAGUUGUUGGAUAAAGAUACUUGUUAGGAGGAGAAUUUGCUCCAAAAAAUAUGGAGCUUGCAAUUACAAUUGUAAUUGUCAAGAAAUUGCUUGGCUCCCACUCUUUAGUUCCCUUUGUUCCCCUUAAGGUCUUGGUAGUAGCUCCCAGUUUUCCAAUUGUUUUUUUUCUUUUCUUAUGUGGGAGUUUUGUUUUUGACCCACUAACUGUAGAAAUUGUAGAGCCUUCGGGUUCUGUUCUCCAUUUUAACGUGUACAUUGAAUUGAAGUCAACAAUAUCUUUCCUCAGUUAUUUGCUUUGUUUACAAUGUAAUUUCACA